AUGAUAGAGAUAUUCAAUCUUAUUGAUUCUACUUCCCCGCCCAUCAUUACAAUAAAUGGAACACAUCAUGACGAAGAAUCGAUUAAACAAUUUACGAAACACUUCUUUAAUUAUAAUAUCUUCUCUAUCAAUGGUACAAACUUAUUUGGUGGUGUUCUAGUUGCUGUACAUAAAUCAAUUCAUACUCAAAGAAUAGUUGGUUUUGACAAUAUACCAAAUUUGAUUGCACUAGAAAUAGGAUUGGACAACAACAAAUUUCAACUAGUCACAUGUUACUCACCACCACAUGAACAAAUUCCUUUUAAGAUUUUUGAUCGAAUACUACAAAUAAAUGAAAAUACAAUCAUCACCGGAGAUUUCAACGCAAAACAUAAUUCUUGGUCUCGCUCGAUAGAAAAUCCAAAAGGAAAAACAUUAUUUAAUUGGUUAUCUUCAUUACAAACACGUUCAACAAUGGAUAUCAUUAAUAAAUUUAUACCAACGUCAACUCGCUCAAACGCAACGAUUGAUCUAAUUAUUACACCGUCGCAUAUGUCAUCGAAUUCUUUUUCAGUUUUGCCGUCUAUUGGUAAUGAUCAUCAUCUAGUUAUUUGGUGCUCCACAAUUAAAAUAUUUACUGCACAUCAAACGUAUCCAAUCAAACGAACACAUUGGAAGCUAUUCGAAGUAUUUCUUACUUUUACCGGUAGCUAUUGGAACAAACUUGCAGAGGAUAUGACUCAUUCAACCGCUUUCUUCACACUUUACGAAAGGUUUUUGUCGUUAAGUAUAUCACGUUUCACCAAUGUUACAUUCAGGAAGACAUUUAAACCAACAUUACCACAACAUAUAGUUAACUUAACUAAUGAAAAACGUCUGUACUUGAAAUUGUUUCGACGAACUUAUCAUCCUUACUAUGCAAUGAUGUUAAGAGACACAACGAAACGCCUACAAAAAACACUUUUUCAAUAUAAAAGAAAAUUAUGGCUUGAUUAUUGUGGAUCAUUCAAUGAUUGUGAUACAAAAUCUUUUUGGCAGAAAGCAAAACGACAUUUCCACUCAAAAUCUGCACCAGUUGAAGGUUUUGUCAUUAACAACAGCACGGUUUCUACACCAGAAGAAAUGUGUGCUAUUGCAAAGGAUUAUUAUGAAGAACAAUUUGCUGAUCAUCAACAUACACAAACAGAUAUUGAUAUUGAAGCAAGGAUAAAUGAGAAAGAACUCAAUGAAAUCUUGAUUAACAUUCCUUCUAAUCCAAUGAAUAUAAAUUACCAGCAAUUAUGUAGAGUUGUUGCAUCAAUGAAAAAGAAAAAUUCGUCUGGUAUAGAUGGGGUUUCAAAUAGAAUUAUCAAGUUACUUCCACCAAAUCAUCUAUCGAUAGUCCUUGCAUGUAUGAACAAUUUUGCUACCAGUUUGCAAACACCUUCACACUGGCAUAUUGCAAAAAUGAUAUUAUUAUCCAAAACAAAAUCCAAGACCACAUCUAUUGAUAAAACAAGACCUAUCUCUUUAUUACCCUGCUUUUCCAAGCUUUUUGAAAAAAUUUUUCUGAUCCAUUUUCGCAGAUGGAUAGAUGAUUUUGCAAUACUUCCACCUGAACAAACCGGGUUUAGACCAAAGCACAACAUGUCCGUGCGCUUGGUAUCUAUGAUCGAUCAAAUUGGACAAAGUUUAUCAAUAAAUACAGCUGCAGCUGCACUUUUCGUAGACUUUAGUUCAGCGUUCAACCAAUUAUGGUUUAAUGGUUUAUGGUUGAAACUAACUAGGUUACAUUGUCCACUAUAUAUAAUAGCAUGGUUGAAGCAUUACUUAUGUGGUAGAAAAGCGUAUAUUGAUAUAAAAAGUACAACUUCACCUACGUUUGAACUCUCAAAAGGUGUUCCACAAGGUAGUUGUAUCGGUCCUGUACUAUUCAUUGUCUACCAUCAUGAUUUACUCGAACAACUGUCAACUAUCCAUUGGAAGCACUUAUUUGCUGACGAUUUGGCGGUAUUGAUUGGACCAUCAGCAGCAUCAUUACAACAAUCAAUAUUAAGUGAAUGGAUCUAUCUAGUACAAGUAUUUCGUGAUUUUUCCCAAGGCAACGGUUUAAUUUCAUUUUUGGGAACUAACGUAGAAAUGAAGCUUGGAGGGAUAGCUCCUAAUGGUCGCAUUAUUAUCCUCCCGAAAACGUACAAUAAUGGAACUUGUUCAUGUGCUACUUCAAAUCUUAUCAAUGCUACUUGUCUUGGAUCUCUAAAUCAAGCAGUGGAUUCAUGCAUAAUGGAUAUUUUGCCAUUACAGCUUUCCUCAUCGGUUUCAAAUUUUGCCAUUAACGAUCAAAUUGAAACUAUCGUCAAUCGAGCAUUCAUUGACUUUUGGUCAAAUGAUACGUCUUAUGAGCAAUAUUACACUGUGUGUGCACCAAUAUUCUGCAGUUACGUGAAGCAACAGCGUAUGAAUCCUGUUUAUGCAUUGACAAUGUUGUUAAAUGUAUUUAGUGGACUUUUAGUAGUACUUAAAUAUAUAGUUCCACUUUUAGUUGGAAUGGCAUAUAAAUUACGUUCUCGUUUCAAAUCAUCACGGGUAUCAUCGAGCUAUUAG
Rotaria sp. Silwood2 is the source of this 2562-nucleotide messenger RNA. The record is from the annotation of a GenBank genome assembly. Lineage: Eukaryota; Metazoa; Rotifera; Eurotatoria; Philodinida; Philodinidae.